AUGGCUGCUGGGAAAAGAUUUGCUCUUCUUCUGUGUGCAAAAGACACAGAUUACGUGAAGAGUAACUAUGGAGGAUACUAUGGGGUGUUCGUUGGAAUGCUGGCGGAUGAAGGGGAGACAUGGGACGUGUACCGUGUCGAAGGUGGCGAAUUCCCCGACGACAAGGCGAUCGGAGAAUACAACGGGUUUGUGAUCAGCGGAAGCUGCGGCGAUGCCCACGGCGAUGAUGUCUGGAUAUUGGGUAGAGCAUUGGGAGGAAAGACUGGUCGAGCCAUCUCAGGGUGGGAUAUUGGAGUGAGAACUAUUCAUUUCUCAUCAUCAUCAUCAUCGUCAUCAUCGAAGCUCUUCACAUCUCUCAAACUUCCUUCUCCAUUGUCUGUGAUCGAAUGCCAUCGAGAUGAGGUAUGGGAAGUUCCUGCGAAAGCCGAAGUGAUUGCAUGGUCCGAUAAGACGGGGGUCGAGAUGUUCAGGUAUGGUGAUCACAUAAUGGGCAUCCAAGGUCAUCCAGAGUACACCAAGGACAUUCUUCUUCAUCUUGUUGAUCUUCUUCUUCACCGCAAUAUGAUUAUGGACUCUUAUGCUGAUGAAGUGAAGGCUAGAGUGGAGUCAAGUGAGCCAGACAGGGGUGCUUGGAAAAAAUUGUGUAUCAGCUUUCUCAAAGCUGGAUUGUGA
Molecule: messenger RNA, 672 nt
Organism: Ilex paraguariensis (yerba mate)
Lineage: Eukaryota; Viridiplantae; Streptophyta; Magnoliopsida; Aquifoliales; Aquifoliaceae
Source: the annotation of a GenBank genome assembly